GCCCGGGGUCCUCCGGCGGGCUAUGAUAGGCUGGCUUGGGUUGCAGCAGUCUCCUUCAGCUCGCCCUCCAACCGGUGACGCCCGCUCCGCCGUGGUGCGAGGAAACAACUCCGAUAAAGUAGCUCUACCUGACCAGCUCUCCACCUCCCAGCGACACGAUGGCCGUGCCUCCUACAUAUGCUGAUCUGGGCAAGUCUGCCAAGGACAUCUUCAACAAAGGCUUUGGUUUUGGCCAGGUGAAACUUGAUGUCAAGACAAAGUCAGCAAGUGGAGUGGAAUUUAAAACAUCUGGCUCCUCCAACACUGACACUAGCAAAGUUGCCGGCACCUUGGAAACUAAAUACAAGAGGGCUGAAUAUGGCCUGACCUUCACUGAGAAGUGGAACACCGACAACACCUUGGGAACUGAAAUCACUGUCGAGGAUCAGAUUGCAAAAGGACUGAAGUUGACUUUUGACACAACCUUCUCACCAAAUACUGGCAAGAAGAGCGGCAAAGUUAAGACUGCUUACAAACGUGAAUAUGUUAACUUGGGCUGUGAUGUUGACUUCGACUUCGCUGGCCCCACCAUCCACGGAGCUGCUGUGGUCGGUUACGAGGGAUGGCUUGCCGGUUACCAGAUGAGUUUUGACACUGCCAAAUCCAAAAUGACCCAGAAUAACUUUGCUGUUGGCUACAAGACCGGAGACUUCCAGCUGCACACUAAUGUGAAUGAUGGAGCUGAGUUUGGUGGCUCCAUCUACCAGAAGGUGAGUCCCAAGCUGGAGACGGGGGUCAACCUGGCAUGGACUGCUGGCAGCAACAGCACACGCUUUGGUAUCGCAGCCAAAUACCAGCUGGACAAAGAUGCCUCCAUCAGUGCUAAAGUGGGCAACAAUAGCCUUGUUGGUGUUGGGUACACUCAAACUCUUAGACACGGUGUGAAACUCACCCUCUCUGGCCUAGUUGAUGGAAAGAACAUCAAUUCAGGAGGCCACAAGCUGGGCCUGGGCUUGGAACUGGAAGCCUAAGCUUUCCUCAUACCGCAAGGGACUAGGGAAUAUCUGAAGAAUCUGGCCUUAAAUGUAUGUCCAACUCAAACCAGCAAGAGGAUAUCAUGAGAGAUUGGUUCAAAGGCUACUGCAACAAACUCUUGAGUACCACUUCAAGUUGGUGCUUUUGUCAUUGGUAUAUUUUACCUCUUUGUUGCUUUUUACUUUGUAGUUGCAUCAAUUCAGGAGACAGUCGUUGGUAUAUUAUUUAUAAAUCAUGUCAUUAUUCCUGUCCAGCACUGCCAUAAUAAUUUGAUCAAUACAACCCUCCGUAUGUCACCAACUCUGUCUGGCUUUAUUGUGAUAAUCCCAAACACUUGUUUCUUUCCAUGUGUGGCAAUAUUUCAUGGAUUUGAUCAUUGUCAUCCUCCAUACCCCCCCGCACCACAUUUAGAAGAAUCUGAUUUUCCUUACCAUCCAACAGAUCUCACUUACAAACCUUCUGAAGUACACUAGGCCUCCUCUUUUGUCUGCUAACACUUAGAUACUGCUGCAUCUUCCCUGCUUGUGCACACCGGGACACACUGAAGUGGUUUUGCGUCGACUGUUGGGGUUCAGGUAAUUCUACUGAAAGCUACACGUGGGCAUCUUCCCUUAAACUUGGUAGUUUUUGGGUUGCUAUAAGUUGGAUCUAAAAGCUUGAGAGAAACCUGCACUCAUAGUCAACCACAGAAAUUGAUUAUGUUUAUUCUGUUGAUAACAGACAACUGGGGGACACAACGAUAUUGUUCAUAGUAAUGCCAAACUAUUAUUCUCUGGAUGAGGUGUACCAUAAAGCUGCACAUAUGCACUCUCAAAAGAUACUUUCCUGUUCUGGGCGGAGAAGGAGAGCCCACAGGAAGUCUUGAAAGUCCUUGUGUGUGCGUGUGUGUGUGUGUGAAUACAUUUUCAAUAAAGUCUUUGAACUUCACAAA
Messenger RNA from Cololabis saira (Pacific saury), 1945 nucleotides. It is a transcript of the gene vdac2, whose product is annotated as voltage-dependent anion channel 2. Gene Ontology annotation, cellular component: mitochondrial outer membrane. The record is from RefSeq and is a predicted model, not a curated record. The transcript has 9 exons. The coding region runs from base 159 to 1010 and encodes 283 amino acids. NCBI's taxonomy places the organism in Eukaryota, Metazoa, Chordata, Actinopteri, Beloniformes, Belonidae. Gene Ontology annotation, molecular function: voltage-gated monoatomic anion channel activity. Gene Ontology annotation, biological process: monoatomic anion transmembrane transport.